UCAUUGAAGUGCAGCUGCAGGCGAAUAAAAGUUUUUGUCAAAUUUUGAUUCUAUCCCUGCUCGCCAUCGAAAGUGUGGGUAUUUUAUAUUUGUCUGACUACAAUUUUAAUUCGCACGUCUAUAUCAAGGCCAAGUGUAUGCGAUUUUCAUUCGAUUCGGUGGUGGUAAUCGAUUAGUGCCUGUUUUCUUCUCUUGCUUCCGGGGUAACGAACGAGCAGCAGACAAAGGGGUGUGCAGAGGGAAUACAUCAGCAGCUUUGGAGAGGAGUCACCAGUUCGGGAUUCCCUCCGAUUGUGAUCUUCCCGAGAAGGGACAGGUAUGUCAUAAUUGGGAUUUAACUUUCCCAUCAGUGCGGAAGAUUAUAAAAUGAACUACGAUGUGCUACUGAAUCGGACGGGUUUCGGUCGUCUGACGAUCAGUCAACACAUCAGGAGUAUUUCCGAGAGUGAAGGUCAGCAGUCCUUUCGGCAACAGCAGCAGCAGCAACAGAAUGAAACUCCUGCUAGGAAGAUAUCGUCCCAAUCCGCUCGGCAGGAUGUUGGAUCCGGUGCGGGAAGUGUUCGCGGGACUCCUGUCCGAUCAGGUUGUGCGGGGGCGGGAAACAGCGGAGAAGAGCUGAAAGGCAAAGUAGAAACAAAGCUUAUGACCAUGUGGAACAAUGUCAAGUUUGGUUGGAGUGGUAAGCUGAAGACUAGCUUCUCGAAGGAACAACCUCUGUGGCUGCUGGGACGAUGUUACCAUCAGAGGCCACUGCAUGGUUCACCGCCGAUGGAAAAUUCAAUGGAGUUGGUGACUGCGACGGUUGAAACGAAUCAAAUGGUGUUCGAAAGCGUUCAACAGUUGCCAUCGGAAUUUUUUGGGGAAUCGCCUCCGGCAGAGACGGGAACAGAUGCAAUUGAAGAAAGCAGCCCGGAAGUCGAGAUGGAAGACAUUGAGGCAUUCAAGCGGGAUUUCAUAACGCGGCUUUGGAUGACGUACAGGAAAGAGUUCCAGACGAUGGACGACUCGAAUUACACGUCCGAUUGUGGGUGGGGUUGUAUGAUUCGGUCGGGGCAAAUGCUGCUGGCCCAAGGACUGUUGAUUAAUUUUCUUGGUCGCAAUUGGCGCUGGGAUGCAUCGGCUGAGAGUUUAAAGUUGAAUUACAAUUCGUUAAGCUACCAGGACACUAUCCACCGGAGGAUCAUUCGCUGGUUUGGGGAUACUUCUUCGAGGACCAGUCCGUUCUCGAUUCACACAUUGGUUGCACUUGGAAAAGCGUCUGGAAAGAAGCCUGGCGAUUGGUAUGGUCCCGGUUCGGUAGCACAUUUGCUUAGACAAGCGGUCAAACUGGCGGCUCAGGAGAUAUCCGAUCUCGACGGGAUUAACGUGUAUGUCGCUCAGGAUUGUGCAGUUUACAUUCAGGACAUAAUUGACGAGUGUACAGUGUCCACUGCGCCAACCGUUGCCCCGUGGCAGAAGAAGCUGACCUCUGCCAGUAAUUCACCUUCUUCAUCAUCGUCACCUGGUACGAGUACAGCUACCAGCACCACAAACGCCACUGCUGGACCUUCAAGCGCCUCUACCACUUCUGCCUCCGGAGAAUCUAGCCACUGGAAGUCGUUGAUCCUUUUAGUACCAUUACGACUAGGAACGGAAAAGCUAAAUCCGAUCUACAGCGAUUGCCUGAAAGCAAUGCUCAGUUUGGAAAAUUGCAUUGGAAUAAUCGGCGGUCGUCCAAAGCACUCGUUAUACUUUGUUGGAUUUCAAGAGGACAAACUAAUCCACUUGGAUCCGCAUUACUGCCAGGACAUGGUGGACGUGAACCAGGAGAGUUUUCUCGUUUCCUCAUUCCACUGCAAAUCGCCACGGAAGAUGAAACUUAACAAAAUGGACCCGAGCUGUUGCAUUGGGUUCUACUGUGAAACAAGAGAAGACUUUUUCAAAUUCGUCGACAACGUCAAACCGUUCCUCCAACCGGCCAAGCAACAGAUGAGCAACAGUUUCACCAGCUCGACCGGUGUGACACAGUUUCCCGAGGUAACCUAUCCGAUGUUUGUGUUCUGUCGGGGCAAAAGUAGCGAACAGCAGAUGGAACUUCCGCCACGACCCAUCUAUAGAACGCCACCGGCUCCGCCGCCUCUCACGGCACAAGGGCCCGAUGGCAUCUCGCAAUCCCAUCAGCAACUGCCGCAGCCUGAUGACGAUGACGACGAUGACGAAGACGAGGCAAUGGAGUUUGUGAUUUUGUAGAAUUCUCGUCAUUGUGUGAGGUAGCAGGUAAGCUGGACCAUUCGCGCCAAUGAUUAAUUUUUGCAGCACAUUCCGACACCUCCCCAUAGCACCAAACAGUUAUGCUAACUUUGAUUUAUUACCCCCAAACCUCGAGAGAUACCUGCUGACACAUAUGAACUAUCCGGAAUAAAAUAGCGGUAGAAUGUACUUAUAGCGAUUGAUCAUAUAUAGGAAGAUUAUACAUUAUAGGUACAUAUUAAUCAAUCAUCAACAGAAAGUUUACAUUGACGACGUGUGUCUUUGUUUGAAAAAUAUUCGCGCUCGAGAUAAGCUUGAUUUUCGACUAAGCAGUAACAAAGCUCCACUGCUAAAUCUUUGGCUAGUUUUUUUUUUUUUAAAUAUACAUUAGAUGUGCGUAUUAUUAAAAUUUAUUUUGACAAAUUUUAUUUAUUUUUUUUACAUUAUUUAUGACGUAUGUUUGCUGUACACUGCACCAAAUUAAAGUUACUAUGAAAAAAGCUUGCUCAUUUCAGUUAUAAAGACUUACAUAAUUAUUAAAGCCAUAUCUACUGAACAAACAUUUGAAGUUGAAUAAGUUCAUUUAAGUUUUUAUCUAACUUCAAAAUGUUUGUUAGCGCCGCGGUUCGUCUAAUGCAAUCGAAAAAGAAUAGCUAUUCACGCAUUAGUAAAAUAUCCCAUCAAAUGUUAUAAACCGUGACUGUAACAAUAUAUGAAUACAAAU
Messenger RNA from Ochlerotatus camptorhynchus, 2953 nucleotides. RefSeq names its product Autophagy-related 4b (gene Atg4b). The record is from RefSeq and is a predicted model, not a curated record. Bases 367 to 2229 code for a protein of 620 amino acids. The transcript has 3 exons. Gene Ontology annotation, molecular function: protein-phosphatidylethanolamide deconjugating activity. NCBI's taxonomy places the organism in Eukaryota, Metazoa, Arthropoda, Insecta, Diptera, Culicidae.